AUGAAAACCGACCUAGAGCUCGCCUUGGAGUGCGCCAUCAACGUCUACCACCAAUAUGCCAUUAAGUGGCCCAUAGAUGACUACCUGAACAAGACGGAGUUCUCGAAGCUGCUGAAGGAAACUGCCAAGCCCUUCCUCAAAAACACCGUGCCGCCUAACACGUCCAUCGAUGACUACAUAAGCAAGCUCUUCGCCAGAGCAGAUGGCAACCACGACGGUCGCCUGAAGUUCACCGAGUUCCUGACCACGCUGAAUCUUGUAAUCAUUGAUGCCCACAAUAGGUCCCACCAGCAUCAUGAGAGCCACGACCCGCGUCCAGAUGCUGGUCAUGGUCAUGGCCAUGACCAUGGCCACGAUCAUGGCCAUGGCCAUGGUCCCCGCAAGUGA
Molecule: messenger RNA, 387 nt
Organism: Gavia stellata (red-throated loon)
Lineage: Eukaryota; Metazoa; Chordata; Aves; Gaviiformes; Gaviidae
Product: protein S100-A9-like
Exons: 2
Coding region: 1-387 (128 amino acids)
Molecular function (GO): calcium ion binding; transition metal ion binding
Source: RefSeq, a predicted model, not a curated record